CCAGGAACGUGGUUGAGAACCAUUGGUCUAGAGUAACAUAUUAUAAAGAUAUUAUAUUACAAUCUUUUAAAAUUAGAUAUUGUAUAUAAUAUAACAUAAUAUCUGAUAUUAUUAAGCCUGACCGUGUCUGUAUUUGAGUGGCACCUAAUAAAUGAACUACUGUACAGAGAACUGCGAGGACUCUUAUUUUGACGAGUUGUUGUUCAGUCGCCAUCUUGGAUGGUUGUGUCUGGCUUCAGGCGCGCGCUGAACAGAUCCGGAAACCUCGGUCCGAGAUAAACUGACGGAAUGGCGGCGAUCCGUAAGAAGCUGGUGAUCGUUGGAGACGGUGCGUGUGGGAAGACCUGUCUGCUCAUCGUCUUCAGUAAAGACCAGUUCCCCGAGGUCUAUGUGCCCACCGUCUUCGAGAACUACGUGGCCGACAUCGAGGUGGACGGCAAGCAGGUGGAGCUAGCGCUGUGGGACACGGCGGGUCAGGAGGACUACGACCGGCUGCGACCGCUCUCGUACCCAGACACCGACGUCAUCCUCAUGUGCUUCUCCAUCGACAGCCCCGACAGCCUGGAGAACAUUCCUGAGAAAUGGACUCCGGAGGUCAAGCAUUUCUGCCCCAAUGUUCCCAUAAUCCUGGUGGGCAACAAGAAGGACCUGCGCCACGACGAACACACGCGCCGGGAGCUCUUCAAGAUGAAGCAGGAGCCCGUCAAACCGGAGGAGGGCCGAGACAUGGCCAACCGCAUCUGUGCCUUCGGAUACAUGGAGUGCUCCGCCAAAACCAAGGAUGGUGUGCGGGAGGUGUUCGAGAUGGCCACCAGGGCGGCGCUGCAGGCCCGCAAGGGCAAGAAGAACAACAAGUGCCUGCUGCUGUAAACAGACUGUGCUCACCUCCAUUUUAUUCCUUUUAACUGAAUCAGUUCACCUAGUGUUGAGAGUUUAUGUCAGUAUUUAACGUUUCUGUUAGUACACCUUUGAAUUCACCACAUUCAGACUCUGCGGAAACACAAAUAUGCAACGACGACUUCGAGAAACAACAGAUCAGGACCAAGGUGCACUGCACACCUGCGGACGAGACUUGAAAUGCAUUAUUUUGUCUUUCACAAUCAGUAGAAUUUGGUAUGUUUGUGUAUUAAAGCCUUUAUAAGACGUG
Carassius carassius (crucian carp) is the source of this 1147-nucleotide messenger RNA. RefSeq names its product transforming protein RhoA-like. Gene Ontology annotation, molecular function: GTPase activity; GTP binding. Lineage: Eukaryota; Metazoa; Chordata; Actinopteri; Cypriniformes; Cyprinidae. The transcript has 5 exons. The record is from RefSeq and is a predicted model, not a curated record. Gene Ontology annotation, biological process: cell migration; stress fiber assembly; small GTPase-mediated signal transduction. Bases 289 to 870 code for a protein of 193 amino acids. Gene Ontology annotation, cellular component: cleavage furrow; dendritic spine.